CGCUUCAUUGUGCUUCAGCAGCUCGGCGACGGCGAAUCUUUCGGUGAGAGAGUCGCCAUGAACAGGAUCCGAAUUCACGUCUUGCCGAGCAGUCGGAACCGACUGACGCCGCAGCCAGCGCGUCCGCAGGAGGCUCAGACUUGCGCCUUCGCCCAGCGUCUGUGCUCGCAGCCGCGGCUGGACGGCUUGGAUUUCUGCAUCAAACACGUUCUGGAGGACAAAAGCGCCCCCUACAAGCAGUGCAAUUACGUCUCCGCCAAGAACGGCAAACGCUGCCCCAACGCCGCGCCCAAGGUGGAGAGGAAAGACGGCGUGACGUUCUGCGCCGAGCACGCCCGGCGGAACGCCGCGGCCCUCCGCGCUCAGAUGAGGAAGGCGUCGUCCGGCCCCUCGCCAGAGGCGCUCUUGUCCCAGCUGAGCGGAUACGAUGGCGGUCGCUCGGAAGCCGCUCGCCUUCUCGAUGAGGACAGUCCAUUGAGUGAGGAAGAACAGACUCCGCUGGUACUGGAUCAGACGUGGAGAGGAGACCCCGAAAGUGAGGGCGACAGCAUCGACAGCGACCACGAGGAUCCGCUCAAACAUGCCGGCGUGUACACCGCCGAGGAGGUGGCGCUCUUCACCCGAGAGAAACUCAUCAGACUGCAGUCCCUCUACAUUGACCAAUUCAAACGCCUCCAGCAUCUGCUGAAGGAAAAGAAGCGCAGAUACCUGCACAACCGCAAAAUGGAGCACGAAACCAUCGGUAGCAGUUUGCUGACCGGACCCGAGGGCCUGUCCUCCAAGGAGAGGGAGAACCUGAAAAAGCUGAAAGCUCUCCGGCGCUACCGCCGGCGCUACGGCGCCGAGGCGCUGCUGCACCGCCAGCUGAGAGAGCGCAGACAGACGCUGACCGAGGGGGCGCCGCAGGCCCAGUCGCGAGCGGCGCAGGAGAAGUGCGUUUCCUCGACGGAUGGCGACCGCUGCCCCAAUCCCUGCCUCCCCCUGAGCCGCCACUGCCUGGCCCAUAUCUUCCAGGACGGCAACCAGGUCCUGUUCAAGAGCUGUCCGGGCACCAAGGACGUCCCGUGCGAGCGUCCGGUGCACAUGGGCCAGUCGGACGACCCCCGCUGCCCGCUUCACCUCCCCCUGCCGCCUCCCAUGUACCGGCCGGAGCGGGAGCCCCCCCAGCAGGAGCAUCCCGCCCCCGGCGCCAGAGAGCUGUACCUGAGCGCCGCCGAGCUCCGGCCCACCGAGAGCCUCCCCCUGGAGUUCAGCGACGACCUGGACGUGGAAGGCGACGGGACGCAGGGCCCGCCGUCCCCCCUGCAGUUCGACACGGCGCUGGCCCUGGAGGACCACACCAUUCGGGCCAUCGCCGAGGCGCCCAUGGACCUGCUGACCGCCGACGACCCGGAUCGGGCGGACCCCGACGUCGACAACGACGACGUCGCGGGCGAGCAGGCGGAGGCGCGGGCCAAAGACGACGCUCCCAGAUGAAGGAAAGCCGGCCCUCGCUUUUGCUCUCCGCACAGACGGCGGCGACCCGACUCGACGCUUUUUGAAGCGUUCGCCGACCGCUCUUUGAUCGCUCGCGUUCGACGUCGCCCCACCUCGGCCAAAAUGUUGAUUGGCGUUUGCCGCCGCGGGGAGCGAAGCCUUCGGCGGAGCGCUCCCCGUCGUCAUCGGCGACUCGGUAAACGUAUCGCUGAUGUGCCGCUUUCCUCGC
This is a messenger RNA of Hippocampus zosterae (dwarf seahorse), 1705 nucleotides long. RefSeq names its product KAT8 regulatory NSL complex subunit 2-like. The record is from RefSeq and is a predicted model, not a curated record. The coding region runs from base 58 to 1476 and encodes 472 amino acids. Lineage: Eukaryota; Metazoa; Chordata; Actinopteri; Syngnathiformes; Syngnathidae. Gene Ontology annotation, cellular component: NSL complex. The transcript has 10 exons.